Molecule: messenger RNA, 1194 nt
Organism: Eremothecium gossypii ATCC 10895
Lineage: Eukaryota; Fungi; Ascomycota; Saccharomycetes; Saccharomycetales; Saccharomycetaceae
Gene: MVD1
Product: diphosphomevalonate decarboxylase MVD1
Exons: 2
Coding region: 1-1194 (397 amino acids)
Biological process (GO): isopentenyl diphosphate biosynthetic process, mevalonate pathway; isoprenoid biosynthetic process
Cellular component (GO): cytosol
Molecular function (GO): diphosphomevalonate decarboxylase activity; ATP binding
Source: RefSeq, marked provisional
AUGUCGAUCUACGUUGCGUCUACAACGGCGCCUGUGAACAUCGCAACGCUCAAGUACUGGGGCAAGCGCGACAGCAUGCUCAACCUGCCCACGAACUCAUCGAUCUCCGUGACGCUGUCGCAGGAGGACCUGCGGACGCUGACGUCGGCGGCCACGGGGCCGGAGCUCGCUGAGGACCGGCUGUGGCUGAACGGCAAGCCGGAGUCGCUGGGGAACGCGCGGACGCAGCAGUGUCUGGCGGACCUGCGCGCGCUGCGGCGCGCGCUGGAGACCGAGGAGCCGGAUCUACCGCGGAUGUCGGAGUGGAAGCUACACAUUGUGUCGGAGAACAACUUCCCGACGGCGGCCGGGCUGGCGUCGUCUGCGGCGGGGUUUGCCGCGCUGGUGGUGGCGGUGGCGAAGCUGUACGGGCUGCCGCAGGACUACUCUGAGAUCUCGAAGAUCGCUCGCAAGGGCUCCGGGUCGGCGUGCCGCUCGCUGUACGGCGGGUACGUGGCGUGGGAGAUGGGCGCGGAGGCGGACGGCUCGGACAGCCGCGCAGUGCAGAUCGCGGACGUGGAGCACUGGCCGGAGAUGCGCGCGGCCAUCCUGGUGGUUUCUGCGGACCGCAAGGACACGCCAUCGACGAGCGGUAUGCAGCAGACGGUGCACACGUCGGACCUCUUCAAGGAGCGCGUCGCGACGGUGGUGCCGCGGCGGUACGGAGAGAUGGCGGCGGCGAUCCGCGCGCGCGACUUCGCGACGUUUGCGCGCCUGACGAUGCAGGACUCGAACUCGUUUCACGCCACCUGCCUGGACUCAUUUCCGCCGAUCUUCUACAUGAACGACACUUCGCGCCGGAUUGUCAAGCUGUGUCAUCUGAUCAACGAGUUCUACAACGAGACCAUCGUGGCGUACACGUUUGACGCGGGUCCGAACGCGGUGCUCUAUUACUUGGCGGAGAACGAGGCGCGGCUCUGCGGCUUCCUCUCUGCCGUCUUUGGCGCCAACGACGGCUGGGAGACCACGUUCUCGACGGAGCAGCGCGCCACCUUCGCCGCGCAGUUCGACGAGUGCGUGCGCGGCAAGCUUGCGACGGACCUGGACGACGAGUUGCACAGAGGAGUUGCCCGCCUCAUCUUCACGAAGGUCGGGCCAGGGCCCCAGGACACUAAAUCCUCGCUCAUCGACCCCGAGACGGGCCUGCCCCGCUGA